ACGUUGUUGAAUUCGUUUCAUUUCAACGGCAGGCAGUCGAAGCAAGGCUUGGCAGAAUGAUCGGCUGCCUUGAUUACAAUAAUUAAUUUUUCAUGAUACAUUUAACUAACCAUCAUCGCCAUCCAAACACAACUGUGCGUUUGAUACAUUUAUCUUCUGAUUUGGCGCCAGGAAGAGUGCACGAGAAAGAAAAGGCGCCUUGUUCUGGAGUCUGACCGGUAGAACGACACAGAUGGGACUGCACCAUAUAACAAGCAACGACGUUUCCCAUUUAAAGUUUUGGAUGAAUGCUUCAACAUAAGGAUUGUAACUGAGUUCACACGAAUAAGGGACACGUUUCGGGUCAAUGAAUGUGUUUUUCCAAGUGAAAACAUGGCUAGUUAGCUUCAGCUAGCUAACUCGCUAAAAUGCUAACUGCAUCAAUCUGAAGCAGGGUUGAGAUGUUCGUCUAAAUUUGGACCCAAGCUAGCUAAUCCAGGUAGCUAGCUAGUCACUGACAACAUUUCUGUGACAAGCUGUCUAACCCAUUGUAUGUAGGAUUAUUUUUAUAUGGUGAUUAUUGAUUGUGCGUGUUGGGGAAACUUGCAGAUCGAAACUUUGAUCACAUCUGCUGGCGGAGUUGUGGAAACAAUGUUUCAUUGACAUCGCAAAGUUAGCCUGCUUGCUACCGAACGUGACUUCAACGCUACUAUCCUCGACCAGUCAAUGGAAUUCCGAAUGAGUCAUUUCGGGUGUUGUCCUCCAAAAUUGGAAAAGCAGGAGGACAGCUUCUAGAAUCCUACAGAAGCUUAUUAGCGGGAUGAGACCGAUAUUGAAAGGAAUACAAAUCUGAAUGUUUCCAAACAUGGGGUCGUUAAAAGCACUUCAAGAAUGGUGUCGGAUACAAUGCGAGAGUUACAACGAUGUAGACAUCAAGAACAUGUCAUCGUCUUUCAGGGAUGGCUUGGCAUUCUGUGCCAUAAUCCACCGAUAUAGACCGGAUUUGAUAGACUUUGACUCCCUCUCCAAAGAGAAUGUCUACGAGAACAACCGUCUGGUGUUUGAGGUGGCGGAGGAGGAGCUGGGAAUCCCUGCUCUGCUGGACCCAGAGGACAUGGUCUCCAUGAAAGUGCCUGACAGGCUGAGCAUCAUCACCUAUGUCUCCCAGUACUACAACUUCUUCACCAACAAGUCCCAUGCCAACCCCCCCUGCAUGAAGAGGUCCAGUGGUACAGGCCACAUUGAGCCGGCCCAGAAGAGACCGGUGGCCCCUCUGGAAGACAAAGUGGUUGAGCCCGAGCUGAGCCUAGCUGGUCCGAUGGGUACGGACGGAGGGGUACAGGCGGGGGUGAAGCCUAGCACCCUCAGCAGCAGCUGCGCCGCCUGCCAGAGGCACGUCCACUUGGUGCAGAGGUUCCUGGUCGACGGCAAGCUCUACCACCGCAACUGUUUCAGGUGUAGGGAGUGUAGCAGCACUCUGCUUCCUGGGUCCUACAAGCUAGGAAACGAGGUCGGCUCCCUGGUCUGCACGCAUCACUUUGCCAGGUCUGCCUUAGCCAAUCAGAACGGCCGACCGGACCUAAGCAAGCGACCGACAACGGUUCCGUCCGUCAGGAUUGGUCGACCCACGCUGCCUCAAACUUCUCCUCCUUCUGGGAGGGACCAGGCGGCAAAGACUCCGGCUCAAGAGACUCCGCCACCAAAAGACACUCCGCCCCAAGAGACGCCGCCCCAAGAGACGCCACCAAAAGACUCUCCGCCCCAAGAGACACCUCCAAAAGAGACACCUCCAAAAGAGACACCUCCAAAAGAGACACCUCCAAAAGAGACACCUCCAAAAGAGACACCUCCAAAAGAGACCCCCAAAGAGACUCCGCCCCAAGAGGGCGUCACCAAUGAGGAUUACACCCCCACACCAACCAAUGACUCUGACUCUACACCAUGUCCUAUCUCAACGCCAAUAACGGACUCUUUGAAAACAGAGAAAGAGAGGGAAGACAGUGCAGGAGAAAGAGAGGUCAAACCUCCACCCUCCUCCAUUCCUCCCAACCCUUUCGAUGACAUCGAGGAGGAGGGGGAGGAGACACCGACACCAGCCAAAGACACAGCCAAUGGGGUUAUCCCUCCUACACCUGUCAGUCAUCUAGGACUAGGGGACAGUAAGCCAGUCCCCAUCCCUCGCCGUUUGUCACAGCCCUCCCCUCCACCUCGUCCAGCCCCCAGGGUCCGCCCACCCCGCGUUGACAACCUUGCGGUCAAUGGUGAUCGUGGUGAACACAGGAGAUCUCUUCCUCCAGCUCCCAGACCUCGAGAAAGAUCCCAUUCCCCUGGAAGCUCCAGUCUGUCCAGCGACGCCCCCAAACCCCCUAACCCGCCCUGGCUGGCCCUCGUCCAAUCCCAAGAACCCAAGAAGAAACCAGCACCUCCCCCUCCCCCUGGAGUGGCCACACCCUCACACACUGGUUCGUUAUCUUCUCUAAAAGGGGAGGGCUCCAGACCAGCCACGCCCCCUGCACCCGCCAACCCCUUCGAUGAGGAAGUAGAGGAAGAGGAGGUGGGGUCAGGGGAGGGGUCAGUAGGAAGUUUGGUUUCUCCCACUGUGGUGGUGAGUCAUCCGUGGUACAGCAUCUCCCAGGCUGCAGACGCUGCAGCUGACCCAGACACGCCCCCCAUUGGGGGUAUUUCCUCCCGCUCUGCAAGCCCCAAUAGCUCCAGGUGCAAGAAACGCCCUGCGCCCCCAAAGCCUGUUCCAAAGGCCCCCGGCUCUAACUCAGCCCUUCCUCACUCCCAGCCCUCCUCUUCCUCUCCCUCUCCAGCUAUUAGCAUAGAGAGCCUAUCUUCUGCCUCCGACCAUAGCUCCUCCCACCCAGCUUCCCUAGGGGGCGGAGCCACAGGCGAUCAGGACAACCCUUUCACCAAGAGCGUAUCAGAGCCCUCCAUCUGUGGGCCCUGUGGUGGCUCCACCCCCUCCACCUCAGCCAAUCGCCUCUCUCCGAGCCCCUCCCCUCCUCCCCAGCCACCCAAUCCUAGAUCGGCUCCGGCCACUCCGCAGAGCAAUCGGAGUGCCAGGCCCCCGCCCCCAAGACCCCCGACGACACCCAGCCCCCUGGCAGCAUCAAGUGCUAUCCCAGUUCCACCCCCCAAGCGGACUUGUAAGGAAAACCCUUUCAACAGGAAAGCCUCUCCCUCCCCCGUUUCCUCCCCUAAAACCAGACCCCCUAGAGGCCCUCGCCCUGCCCGGCCCCCCGCACCUGGACACGGCUUCCCCCUCAUCAAACGCAAGGUGCAGUCAGACCAGUACAUCCCAGCAGAGGACAUCCAUGGAGAGAUGGGAGAGCUGGAGAAACAGCUGGAUGAGCUGGAGCAGAGAGGAGUGGCUCUGGAGAGAAAACUACGAGAUAACCCCAAUGAUGAGGAGGAGGAGACCUUGCUGGUGGACUGGUUCACUCUGAUCCAUGAGAAACACCUGCUGGUGCGCCGCGAGGCUGAGCUGGUCUACACGGCAAAGCAGCAGAACCUGGAGGAGAGGCAGGCUGAUGUAGAGUAUGAGCUGAGAUGUCUUCUUAACAAACCAGAGAAAGACUGGAAUGAGGAGGACAAGGGCAGGGAGCAGGAGCUGAUGACAGAGCUGGUCACCGUCAUCGAACAGCGGAACCAAAUCAUCAACAACAUGGAUCAGGACAGGCAGAGGGAAGAGGAAGAGGAUAAGCUGGUGGCGACCAUGUUGAAGAGAAAAGACUUCCAGAAGGAGCCAGCAGCAGAGGGCGAGCAGCAGCAGCAACAGAAGAAGAAGAAGAAGGAGAAGUUCAAACCCAUGAAGGUUCUGAAGAGGUUGAGUGUGAACCAAGGAAAAGGUGGCAGCCCACGCAAGGAGAUGGCAGAGAAGGACAAGAGCUGAACAAGGUAUGGAAGGAGGGAGGUGGGAUACCAUCCUUUACAGAGGGACAUAUCAGAUGGAAAGAGCAAGGAAAUGACGGAUGAAAACAAAACACGGUGGAGGAAGAGAAGGAAAAACAACCCAGGAUUCUCACAGCUAUGUUAAAGACUGUAAUGUGUGCAACCUGUAAUUUGCUCCUCCUUCCUCUUACUGUAGCAUAUCCUUCUAAUCGCUCCUCCCUACCAGAGUAUGUGAGCAGAGUUAAGCGGUUUGAAAUCCCGCUCUUGCUAGCGAUCCACCUCUUUUCAACUGCUCCGCUAAAAACCGUUCUGCGCUCACAGGAAAAGAAAAUGGCCGCUCCAAAUUCGCUCCAUUCAUUAAAAUCACAAUUUAACCAACACCCAUCUAUUUUUGUGACUACCUUGACUUACCAUUUGGUAUUUAAGUAAUGAAACCAAACCAUAUGAUUUGAAUUAAAAGUAUUUGAAUAAACAAAUACGUUGGAAUAUGCCAAGCCUAUUUCUUUUAGCAUGUGCAAAUGGUAAGUACACCAUCAUGCUUUCGGGAUGCGUGUCUUUUCAGAUUCCACGAUUGAUUCUUUAGUUGUGGACGCUACAUCACCGCAAUCCCUCUCUUGCUCUUGGUCCUCAUCUUGUAAGUCACCUUGAUUUAGCACCUGUGUGUUUUAGCAGUUUCUUUAUGAAAAUAUUUAGUGAACUCCAUGACAGUAGCUAAAGCAAGGUGUUAUAGCGGAACACAAGUAGACUACAGAUGCAUGCUGGGCCGGGCAUGCCCUGAGCUCGUGAAGUGAGCGCUAUUGGAGCGGGCGAGAAGGCCGACGCUCCAGCCUUUGGGAAUCUCGCUCCGAGGCUCCAGUCAAAUUGGGAUCGCUCCACUCCACUCACAUACUCUGCUCCCUACUGUAGCUCCUCGCUCCACUCCGCUCACAUACUCUGCUCCCUACUGUAGCUCCUCGCUCCACUCCGCUCACAUACUCUGCUCCCUACUGUAGCUCCUCGCUCCACUCCGCUCACAUACUCUGCUCCCUACUGUAGCUCCUCGCUCCACUCCACUCACAUACUCUGCUCCCUACUGUAGCUCCUCGCUCCACUCCCUUCACAUACUCUGCUCCCUCCUGUAGCUCCUCACUCCACUCUGCUCCCUACUGUAGCUCCUCACUCC
This is a messenger RNA of Salmo salar (Atlantic salmon), 5038 nucleotides long. Its product is annotated as MICAL-like protein 1. NCBI's taxonomy places the organism in Eukaryota, Metazoa, Chordata, Actinopteri, Salmoniformes, Salmonidae. The record is from RefSeq and is a predicted model, not a curated record. Gene Ontology annotation, molecular function: protein binding.